Mitosporidium daphniae is the source of this 1632-nucleotide messenger RNA. Its product is annotated as subunit D of eukaryotic translation initiation factor 3. Gene Ontology annotation, cellular component: eukaryotic translation initiation factor 3 complex; cytoplasm. The record is from RefSeq and is a predicted model, not a curated record. Bases 1 to 1632 code for a protein of 543 amino acids. Gene Ontology annotation, molecular function: translation initiation factor activity. The transcript has 3 exons. Gene Ontology annotation, biological process: translational initiation. NCBI's taxonomy places the organism in Eukaryota, Fungi, Microsporidia.
AUGCAUGAGAUGAAAGGGUCCUCUCCCACUCUCCCACCUAUGUCGGUGCUCACAAAUGCAGCGAUUGAAAAUGCCACAUUAAAAAUUGCAGAUUGGCUUUCUGAAUAUACGCAUCAUUUUCAUCAUUCGCAUCACAGCCAAUUGCCUGUACAACCGGCAUUGAAGGUUGUUUUCCCCAAAAAGCCGGCCACCCCUAUUUUGACAAGUAGCGCUGAGUGUUUUACCGUUAUAACGUCUCGCAAGACGCACGGAAGCUCCGCGUCUCGUAUGAACUCUUCCGGAUACAAGGCGGGCGGGAAGGCAGGAAUAACGUCGCCCGUACCCACCGGGUCGUCAUCUUCAAAUUGGAAAGAGCUCAAUAAGCAUUUGUCUUCGGCCGGAUAUGGGGCGAGUGGCGGAUUUGAUGGGCAUCACUCAGCCAUGUCAAUGGUGACGCUUAACCCGUCCACAAACUGGAGCCUCAUUUGCGAAAUCGACCUUUCCCCGCUUGUAAAGCUUCUGCCCUCCAGCGUGUACACAGCAACGGCCGCAGCCACCACCACCUUACUGGGGGGCGACUCGCUAAAGGGCCUCGGAGAAACUCUGCAGGAAGAUGGAAAUGUGCGUUCCUUUGACAAAUCAUAUAACAAACUAUCGAGCAAGACAUCAAAGUCAUUACAAAUUCCCGCUCAGCGCCGUUCAAAUCUUUUUGAUGAUCCCCCGAAAAUUCCAAAAAUUCAUUCACUGAGCACGACAUCUCUUGACCCCAUGUCUGACUCGGACACCGGGCAUGUUUUUGCAACCGAUGCCAUUCUUGCACUGCUCAUGAUUUCACCUCGCUCUUUUUAUCCUUGGGAUCUUGUUGCACGAGUGGAUAGCCGUGGUCGGAUCAUUUUCGACGCCCGAAAUCCAGCCGUUCUGGCCAGUAGUCUUUAUUCGGUCAACGAAACAAGCUCGGAUGCCACUCUUCAUCCUGAGGAGCGGAGGGUCAGAUUUGAAGAGGCGUUUCUGAUUAAUGAGUCCUUUAGAGAUCAGGUUCUGAAGAAGGAGGCACACCCGAUCGCAUCCCCAGGAGCGAUGGACGAGGACAUGUCCGACAAUUCAACCGAUCUUGGUGCGGUUAGGUAUCGCCGAUUUCCACUCGGAGAUAAUCUGUUCCUCGUUUGCAGAUCAACGGUCGAUGGUGUGGUGAAGAUCCAAGAUUCUGAGGCGACCGUCUCGCUCUUUGCUUUGAACGAAUACUAUCCUUUGUCUGGAAACACAUCCGGGUCUGGAAGCGGCUCAUCAUCGGGCGGCUUGUUUUCUCGUCUGGACUCACAAAAGGGGGCCGUUCUUGGGCAUGAGAUGAAAAAUAACGGCUCCAAGCUGGCCAAGUGGGCUCUUCAAGCGCUGCUUGCCGACACCGACUAUAUCAAGGUUGGAUUUAUUACUCGCACGCCUGGCAAGGACAAGAACCGCUAUGAUAUUGUCGGUAUUUCGCAAUGGAAUCCAGAAGAUUUUGCCACACACACGGCAAAUGUUACCCUGGCUGGCGGGCUUGCCGUUUUAAAAGCCAUUGUUGAUAGACUCCGUGUACUUCCUGCCGGGUCAUAUGUACUUCACAAGGAGCACAUUAACAAGCAUAUUGUGCGUAUUUAUGAACUGCCCAUUUAA